AGUGUAAACAUUGUAGAGAGCGUACGUAUUUUCUGCAAUAACACUUUUAAUCGACUAAAAGCUUUAUUGCGGCCGUGUUUAUUACAAUAAGGAGUUAAACCUUUGUUCUAACGAGUGAUAUGAAUUUGUUAUUAGUUAAAUUGCGUGUCUAAAUGAUGAAGUCAUCGGCCAUUCGCGAGGGUCGACCGGUGUUCCCUUUCGCGUAGUUCGCUUGUUUUGAAUGAGACGGACGAAUUAGAAAAAUCGCAACUACUAGUCUAGACAGUGUUUUGUUUAGCAAGCUUUAAUUUGUGGCGUGGUCGUAGUUUAAAUAGUAGCGUGCUUUUUCAGAAUGCCGGCGCUUCGUCUACUGGGGCGACGAUGGAUGUUUGCCUCAGACGAUCUAGUGUUCCCCUCCAUCUUGGAAAUACCAUACAGACUGACAUGGCUGCUGCUCCUGUCGCUCGUGCUGCGAGACAGCGGCUCCUUCGAUUGCAGGGAGACAUCGUACGCGCAGCUGUUCGUUGAUGGAUGCCUCAUGAUACAGGUUGUGGAAAUCCUUCUUCUGGUAGCCACUGCGGUACACUCCGCGCGAGGCUCUCUCACAAACGAAGAGCCCCGGAGAUACGUCGGGCAUCUACUGAUUUGCAAAUUGUUCUUCCUGAUAGUGGAGAUGGGAUUACUCGUUAUGGGUAAUAUUUGGGUAAUAAUUGGAUCAGUCGAUUGCCAAGUAUCUGGGUUCACCAAGACGAUUUUACAAUGUAUAGUCAUACUGUCAUGGAUACCAAUGGCUUUAAUGGCACUGGCAGUGUACUUUGCCUACGACCCAUUAGGGACUCUGAAGUACGAAGAUCUGCAGACCCCUGAAGAGAGGGACUACUACCAUAAGAAGUUCACAGAAAUAUGGGAGAGCAGGCUUCGGUGGACGUUUUGGUAUUUUAAAGACAGCAAGAUGAAGGAGGCAAUCAGCGAAAUGGCAUCGCUUCUAAGUAUACUGUUCAGAUCAUCAGACCUGGUUCUCUACGACUUGAUUGCCGGGUCCAUACUCCUACGCGUCCGUCAGAAACGCGAGUCGAGGAUCAAGAAAGCCACCCAGCCUGCUGAUGCUGAGACAGUCACUGAAGAAAACGAGUAUACCACAGAUAUGCGAAAGAUCUGCGCCGACGCACCGGCCUGGAUGACGGUAGAGGAGGCUCAGCAUUACUUGAAGUAUGCUACUGCGGCGUAUGGUGGACUCUAUGUGCUGUAUAGAUACUACUGUGCUGGGUUUUGCUUCCUUCUUCCGUAUUUGAGAUGCUGUUGUUGGAGGCCGCGACAUGUCAAGGGUGACAACUGCUGCAUGUGCAACUACGCAGGGCUCAAGUACAUGUCCGAUGUCGCCGACAAAGACUUCCUCUUCGUUUCCUUCGAGAACCACAUAUUUGAAGUGCCUUUCUACGUAAUUGCUGAGCACGAACGUAGGUGCAUCGUGGUGACCGUCCGAGGGUCCAUUUCGAUUCCUGACAUGUUCACAGACUUAGCCGCCCCUGCGCAUGCAUUUCAAGCCGAAGGUCUACCAGAAGGUUCCCUGGCUCAUAAAGGCAUGGCAUUGGGCACUGAGAAGACCCUAGAACGACUCGCACCAAUUUUGGAAAGAGCGUUUGCUGAGUAUCCCGACUAUGAACUAGUGAUAACAGGUCACAGUUUGGGAGCUGCAAUAUCUACUUUACUUGGUAUCAAGUUAAAACCAAAAUAUCCCCAUCUCAAAGUAUUUGCAUUUUCAACACCGUCGGGCUUACUAAGUCGUGAUGCUGCACGGUACACCGAGGGUUUCGUUAUGACGGUAGGCGUCGGUGAUGACCUGGUGAUGAGGAUCAGUCUCAAGAGCGCGCAGAUGUUCCGCGACCGGCUUUUAGAGACCAUGCACGCUACCAACUUACCUAAGUACCGGAUAUUGCUGAAAGGACUUCGCUACAUGUUCUUCACGAUACCUGAAACGGAUCUGAACACUGUCUUCAAUGCACCGACGGAUGACAUCGAGGCGAACUUAAUCGGUCCAACUAGAUUAGUGAGAAGUGUUUCAUACGACAUAGAACGAAUGUACAUCGCGGGACGCAUUCUUCACAUUGUGCCUCACAAACCAGCCGGUAUAGACAGAAGUGCCCUGGACCGUGAGCCAAAGUACAAACUCCGGUGGGCAAACGCCGAAGACUUCGCGGAACUAGUGGUAACACCAAGCAUGCUAGUCGACCACAUGCCCGAGAACGUUCUGGAGCCCUUGCAAUCCAUUUGUAGCGCCAGAUUAAAUAAUAUUAUGUAGAUAAGCGUAAUCAAGUAUUGUUACAGUUCUCGCCAGUGAUUGGCGAUAUUGUAAAUACAAACAAUGAAGAUUCUCUUUGUUUUUUCAUUGUGAUGGAAAUUUAAGUCGGCCAUAUUUAUUUGCAAUAUUGCAAUCUUAUAUGGCGUGAACGUUCUGAUACGUUCUGAUCUUAACAGUUCAGAUGAAGUAACAGCGGGGUACUCACUAAAAAGUUGUCCGUAUUUUUGGAUCUUGAUCCCUUUUUCUCAAAGCAAGUCAAGCAAGAGCGACUAAUAACAAAUUGGAAAAUACGGAAACAGCGAAGCCCCGAAAUGUUUACUGAAGUAGCAUAGAAAGAGACUGAGUUUUAAAAACUUGAACUCUUAAAGCGUCUGUAAUACAACAAACUUAAUCUAGAGUUUAUUCACUAUUAAGUGCCUAUGGUGUCUCAAUACGGAGAAACGAUCUAUGUAUUUUUUGAAAUGUAUAAUGUCCCAGAUUAAAAACGUAUGAUGUGAUAUUUUUUUACAAUGCAAUAGAAUGUAAGUGCAAUAAGUGUUACUUAAUAAUUAUGUUGAUUUAAUUUUUGCUGU
This is a messenger RNA of Ostrinia furnacalis (Asian corn borer), 2850 nucleotides long. It is a transcript of the gene inaE, whose product is annotated as inactivation no afterpotential E. The record is from RefSeq and is a predicted model, not a curated record. Bases 332 to 2278 code for a protein of 648 amino acids. Gene Ontology annotation, cellular component: cytoplasm; plasma membrane. Gene Ontology annotation, biological process: neurogenesis; arachidonate metabolic process; diacylglycerol catabolic process. The transcript has 15 exons. Lineage: Eukaryota; Metazoa; Arthropoda; Insecta; Lepidoptera; Crambidae. Gene Ontology annotation, molecular function: triacylglycerol lipase activity.